Trichomonas vaginalis G3 is the source of this 672-nucleotide messenger RNA. RefSeq names its product glycine-rich protein family. NCBI's taxonomy places the organism in Eukaryota, Parabasalia, Trichomonadida, Trichomonadidae. Bases 1 to 672 code for a protein of 223 amino acids. The transcript has a single exon. The record is from RefSeq and is a predicted model, not a curated record.
AUGUACUUGUAUGUUGGAGGCAAAGGAACUAACCAAGGCUCCACAGGAUUAGGUGGCUGGAAUAAUGGCGGAAACGGAUUUGGUGAAUGCUCAGGUGGAGGUGGAUCCACUGAUCUCCGUUUAGUUUAUAAUUCCGGCUCAAAUGAACUCCUUUCUCUUACAAGUAGAAUUAUUGUGGCCUCCGGCGGUGGUGGUGGCUGCUUUAACGCUUCCAGCAUGUAUCAUACGGGCAGUAAUGGUGGAGAUGUUAAUGGAACAUCUCCAAAUCCAGAAGGAGAUUAUGCAAUACAAAAGGGAAUCAAGCAAUACUUUGGUAAGGCCCUAAAUGGUACCGCAGAUUAUCCAAUUGCCGGAAGUGGUGGUGGAUAUUACGGCGGAUACGCAGUAAUAAUCAAUGAAAGUUUUACAGGUUGUUUUGGAGGCAAUUCCUUUGUCUCUGGUGCAAAUAAUUGUAUCGCUGUUUCGGAAAAUGGAGAUUAUCUUAUCACGAAUGUCCAUUACUCAGGAUUGAAGUUUUCUGACAUCAAUAUGAACAAAUCACAUAACGAUGGAGCAGGAUAUGCUAUUAUUAGCUUAGUUAAAGAUUAUUCGAAUCGAAUGUCUACAGAAAGAUUCAAUCUUCAAAUUAAUAGAGAAGCAUUCAGAAAAUCUAAUGUUUAUAGAGAACACUAA